Molecule: messenger RNA, 1198 nt
Organism: Rhipicephalus sanguineus (brown dog tick)
Lineage: Eukaryota; Metazoa; Arthropoda; Arachnida; Ixodida; Ixodidae
Product: peptidyl-tRNA hydrolase ICT1, mitochondrial
Exons: 6
Coding region: 377-973 (198 amino acids)
Biological process (GO): mitochondrial translational termination
Cellular component (GO): mitochondrial large ribosomal subunit
Molecular function (GO): translation release factor activity
Source: RefSeq, a predicted model, not a curated record
UUUGCCGUCCACUGUGUGUGAGCAACGGUAAACGCGUGUGUGUGCUUGCGGUCCCGGUAUAAUUUUGUCUGUUUUACCGCUUGCUUGCCACCGAUGACAACCGCCACGCUUAAGGGAAGCGUGAUUACUUAAGCGCGUGAACCAGAUGAUUCGUCGUUUAACGCAUCGGCGACGAGGAUGACGAGGACUCCGAGGAAGUGGUACGGGAGUUACCAGAGAGACAGGAUCACACCGUGCUCUGCAUGUAGCCGUGGUUUGUGAGGUGUGGUUAGUGUACCGAAGUUGCCAGCGGGACUCGCGAUCGUGUAACCCUGAAAAUGUAUGGUGCUGUGAAUAAACACUACGUCGUUUAACGAGGGAGCACGUAGUUUGAACCAUGCGUGCGAUGUUGGUGUGCUUCGAUGUGGCUCGAAGACUGGUUUCAGGUCACCAUAGUGCGGUCGGUGGUGCCUUGCAGUGUCGUGCGCGAUGUCUAUCGAGUGAUCGGCGUCCGGACGAAACGACGACGCCGAAUGAUCGACAGGUGAGCAGCGAAGACAGCAGCACAUUCGAUGGGCACAUACCCGAGGGUGAACUGGAAAUUUCCUUCAGUCGGAGCAGUGGACCGGGUGGUCAGAAUGUGAACAAAGUGAACAGCAAGGUUGAGAUUCGCUUCUGUCUUGAGACAGCCACCUGGAUACCUGCAACAGGCCGGGAGCGUCUGAAGACGCAGUGGGGCCACCUGGUGAAUCGUCGCGGCCAGCUCGUGCUCGAGUGUGACGACCAGCGCAGCCAACUGGCCAACACGCGCAUCUGCCUCGACAGGCUGCGGUCUCUAGUGACUGAGGCCUGUCGCCCGCCACCCUCCGGUCCCGACGAGGCCAUCCAGCGGUUACACGAGAAGAGGCGGGCACGAGCGUCAGCUCGAAGAGUAGAAGAGAAGCGGGCCAGGUCUCAGUGGCGGCGUUUCAAGGAGCCAUCUCGUGUCCUCUAGGCCAGUGCUUGGAUUCUGCAGAUUUCUCCUCAUAGAAGAACAUCUGUUCGGGUGUACAAUGGCUUCUGUAGGGCCGUGUGCUGCCACUAGUCACAUUUACAAGUGCCUUAACACAAAGGUUUAACGCAGAGAAGUUUGUGUGGAAAUAGUUGUAUGGUACAACAGGCCUGAUGGCAGUUUGAAAGCUGCUGUACGCUCAGUCAGACCUGUUGUUGGGUCAAAUAC